GCCGUGAGCUGGUGAUCUCUCGACUUCUCGGUGGAUCAGUGACCCGUGUGUUCUGUGUUCGCUUCUCCAGCUUCUUUUCUUCAAAUUUAUAUUUCACUUCUCCCUCCUUGCUUUCGGGCAUCGAACCCACCGCCAUGCACAACAAGAGGAAGCUUUGCGACAAGCUCACCAGCAGUUUUCUGAGGAAGUGGUGGGUAGUGAUCGUCGUGUCACUGAUUCUAAUAUUCGUUGGGAUCUUCAUAGCUAUAUUUUUUAGCAGUAUUGUCAACCUAGUCAUAGAUAAGGAAAUCACCCUCCGAGAAGGCGGCCAAGUCUUCGACAUGUGGAGGAAGCCACCGGUGGAGCCGGUCUUCAGGGUCUAUGUCUACAACGUCACCAACGCCGAUGACUUCCUCAACCGAGGGGACAAGCCCAUCCUCGACGAAUUGGGCCCAUUUGUCUAUGUCGAAACCUGGGAAAAAGUGAAUUUGACAUUCAAUGACAAUGGAACCGUUACAUUUCAACAGCAAAAAAUUUACAGAUUUGAUCCCGAUCAAUCUGUAGGUGAUGAAAGUGAUAUGGUCGUCGUUCCUAAUAUUCCAAUGUUGAGUGCCACUUCACAGAGUAAACAUGCCGCUAGAUUUCUGAGACUGGCAAUGGCUUCCAUUAUGGAUAUUUUAAAAAUAAAACCUUUUGUGGAGGUAUCUGUUGGCCAACUUCUCUGGGGAUAUGAGGAUCCCCUUCUCAAAUUGGCAAAAGACGUAGUACCAAAAGAACAAAAGCUUCCAUAUGAAGAAUUUGGUCUUUUGUACGGGAAAAAUGGAACUUCCAAAGAUAUUGUGACCGUAUUCACCGGUGCAAAUGACAUCACAAAGUACGGUCUAGUCGAUCGAUUCAAUGGCAUGUCCCAUUUGCCACAUUGGAAAAGCGAAGAAUGUAACAGACUGGCAGGAAGCGAUGGUUCGAUCUUCCCACCCCACAUCACCAAAAAUACCACACUUUAUUUAUUUGACAAGGAUCUCUGCAGGCUUCUCCCUCUGAAAUUCAAGGAAGAAGUUGAAACACCCGGAAAUGUACUUGGGUACAGAUUCGGCCCACCCGAUGAUGUGUUUGCCGAAAUUGAGAAGAAUCCAAACAACGAAUGUUUCUGCCCAUCUGGACCUCCUUGUGCACCACAUGGAUUGUUCAACGUUUCUCUGUGCCAAUACGAUUCCCCAAUUAUGCUUUCAUUCCCUCACUUCUACCUCGCCGAUCCGAAACUGAGGGCAGCAGUCGAAGGCAUCUCUGAACCUGAUCCAGAAAAACAUGGCUUUUGGCUUGACGUUCAACCAACUAUGGGAGCAGGUUUAAGAGCACAGGCAAAAAUUCAAAUCAAUUUGGCUGUAAGUCAAGUUAUAGACAUUAAGCAAGUAGCGACAUUCCCAGACAUAGUUUUCCCCAUCAUGUGGUUUGAAGAAGGAAUCAACGGUUUGCCUGAGAGUGUAACCAAACUUAUGAACCUUGCUACAACAAUUCCACCAGUUUUAAAAACAGUCCUUCUUUAUAUUUUCUUUAUCUGUGGUUUCUUUUUCUUCAUACUGUCGGCAUUCUGCCUAGUUAGGAACUCACAAAGACAAGAAACCCUCAGCCUGGAAGGAACAGCUCACUACGCAGCCAAUGACGAAGCGAACAAGAAAGCAAAGCAACAAGCUAACGGCCAGACCAACGGACACAAAUACCCUGAUACCAAGACAAAUCCAGCUUUUGUUGGUGAUCAAUCAUAACAUAAGAUUUGUAAUUUUGUAAUUUUAUUUUUUCGAGGACAGACUUUACCGCAGUACAAAUUUAAACUGGUAAGCGGUAAUGGACAUUUUAGCAGCUGAUAAAUUAAGUAGUGACUUUCACUUGAGAUCAUAAAAUGAACAUUUGCGUCUAGCUGCCUAAGCAUUGCUCAAUUUCUUUUUAUUUUUUAUUGUUGUUUUAAUUGUUGAACAUCGAAAAAAAUAUUUUUUUUUUUAAUUUACAUAAUCACCUGUUUUGUGAUAUACAUACAUUUCAUUUUGUAUGCCUUUUAUCUAAGAUAAGCUUUUCAAAUAAUGUAUUUUGUUGUUGUUUGUAAGUGUAUGUUUAUCCAUACAUUUAUUAUAAACAUAUGUAACAUAUCCGUCCAGUCAAGGAGUACUUAGUAUUUUUAUACAUAAAUUUUGUAUAUACAUUGUAUAGUGGUCAUUAUAUUUCUUGCGUUUAAUGAGUGUUUAUGUGGAUUUAGAUGUAAGAAUAUUUGAAGCCUUGUGCCUGAUGUUGAAUAUUAGAUAUUAUUUGAGAUUUUUGUAAAAAAAAAAAAUGGUUAAAAUUUGUGAUGAGGUGCAUUAUUUUACCAAUUUAUCGAGAAUUUAUUAUUGUUAGGUUUUGAAAUAUUUCUUUAUUUUUAUUAUUUGUUUUUUUUUUUUAAUAAAUAUUUACUUAUAUGUAUUAUAGAGAGGAUGUGGAAAUCAGGCAUUUAUUAAAAAAUCCCUCACAUUAAAGGAGAAAUGUAUUGGUUAAAUAUUUAUUACUUAUUUUAUUGUAUAAACUGUAUAAAAUCAUGUGAAGUAUGUUAAGUGUGAUAUUUAGUAAAUGGUAUUUGCUUCCUGUAAUUAUUUACUACACACCAGUGCCAUCAUUUAAGCACUCAUCGCUAAUUAGUGAUAAAGAUGAGAUCUCUAUGAAGGAUGAAUGUUUUCUUUUCAAUCUAUAGGUACUAAUAUGAAGUCCAAAUGAUUGCCAAUCAGAGAAAGGCAUUUGAUAGUUCUGGUGUCUUGUAAAUAAACAGUGGAGAAAGAGAAUGAUUACUCAUUACUUGGAGAAAAAUAAGCUAAGAGAGAAUUUAAAUAAAAUGUAGAAUACAUUUUAUAUUCAAAGAAAUGAUGUAUUUUUUCAGACAUUCCAUUUAUUGUGAUUAAAUAAAGAUAAUUAUAAAUCAAAGUUCUACUAGUUCAGAAAUUUAUUUAAACCUCAAUUAUCCUAGUUAUCCAC
This is a messenger RNA of Nezara viridula (southern green stink bug), 2973 nucleotides long. NCBI's taxonomy places the organism in Eukaryota, Metazoa, Arthropoda, Insecta, Hemiptera, Pentatomidae. The record is from the annotation of a GenBank genome assembly.